Messenger RNA from Maylandia zebra (zebra mbuna), 8279 nucleotides. The record is from RefSeq and is a predicted model, not a curated record. NCBI's taxonomy places the organism in Eukaryota, Metazoa, Chordata, Actinopteri, Cichliformes, Cichlidae.
UCUCAGGGCUAGUGAGUGUGCUCUUACAAGACCCAGGUUUUACUCUGCCUUGGCCCUGGCUGCACUGCUUCAGUGACAGAGUGAAGAUUGGAAGGUUAACCAGACCCAGAGAAAAGUGCUGCAUAGUCUGUCUACCCUGUUGCUGAAUGACCUGUUGUGUGCAGUUCAGUGUCCCACUGCUCAUCUUCAGGUUCCCAUUCUCGGCCGUCUUCAGCUGUCUCCACUGCACCCCCCCCCCCCCCCCCCCCCCCCCCACACACACACACACACACACACACAUCACCACCAUUCCAUCCAUUUAUUCUUCACCUCAUCCAGUUAAAUCCAUGACUUCUGACCUAACACCAUGGCGUAUAAAUCACGCUUCUCUUUCUGGGAGCAAAAGGUUAAGGUUGAGAACAAGCCAGAUUCUGAUGUAGAUAAGGGUCAACCUCAGGGAAUUCCUGAAAUUGGUCUGGACACAGGAAGUGGUCCACAGUCAAGCGCAUCACCAGCUGAAGAAGCCAAUAACAACACUGGUAUGGGAGGUCCAGACACACCUGGGGAGGAGAAGAGUUCUAGUGGUAAAAAGGUGGUGAAAGUUGUCAGAAGAGUUGUCAGACGAGUGGUUCCUGCUGGAACAGAAGAGCGCAACCAGCACGCAGUUUCUGCAUCUGCUACAGAUGCUGCGAUCAGGAAAACAGGAGCUGCUGGGGUGGAAAAGGAUGAUAUAUCAGUGGGCCUAACAAGCCUGAUGGGAAGAGGCAGAACCAAGGAACAUCGGCCUCGCACCCGCACCCAGGACCGCAAGGAAGACACUGUGACGCAGGAAGAGGAGAACGAAAAGGUGGAGGAGGUUGAAGAAAAGACUGCUAUGACAAAAACAGAGGAAGUUUCAUCUGUGCCUACUACUGCAGCCCUUAACACUCCACCAAUAAAGUCUAAUCCCCUCACCCCUCCACUUGGGUUCAUCCCUCCACCCAAACCUGAUCCUUUGGCCCCACCUCCUGGUUUCAUCCCAGUCCCUAAGCAGAACGUGUUGACUCCACCACCAGGUUUCAUCCCCACCAGAAAAUCAAGCCCACUGCCCACAAAACAGAAUCCCCUUAUAAGACCUCCUGGUUUCAUUCCUGUCCCCAAGGCAGAUCCCUUGGCCCCUCCUGGUGGUUUCAUCCCAAAACCUCGUCCACUUGCUGUAACGAAACCAGAGGUGCAGGAAACAUCUUUCCCCCCUGUGGUCUCCAAUGGUAAACCUCCCCCUGUUGUCCUACCCCAGUCUGCAAAAAAUGAACAGCAUACCAAAUGCUACAAAUCUUCUCAGUCCAAACUUGUUGAGGAUCCCGUGGCCAUCCUUCAGGCAGCACACUCAGCUGCAACUAAGGUAAAGACUGAGGAGCAGCUGACAGCAGAGAAAACCUGGUAUAACACUGAGAAAGUAUGGCUUGUCCACAAGGAUGGAUUUUCCUUGGCAACUCUCCUGAAGAUGGAGACAGGCAGUCUGCCAGAGGGGAAGGUGAAAAUCCGCCUGGAGAGUGAUGGAUCUUUAUUGGAUGUGGAUGAAGACGAUGUAGAGAAGGCAAACCCUCCAGCGUUUGACCGAGUGGAGGACUUGGCCUCUCUGCAGUAUCUGAACGAGUCGAGUGUGAUGCACUCUCUGCGGCAGCGGUAUGGCAGCAACCUGGUGCACACCCACGCUGGGCCCAACAUGGUGGUCAUUAACCCCAUUAGUGCCCCUUCAAUGUAUUCGGAGAAGGUGAUGCAAAUGUUCAAGGGCUGCAGAAGAGAUGACACUGCUCCUCACAUUUAUGGAUUAGCACAGGCUGCCUACAGGAACCUGCUGACUACUCGCCAGGAUCAGUCCAUUGUAUUGCUGGGCAAGAGUGGAAGUGGCAAGACCACUAACUGUCAACACAUCAUCCAGUAUCUGGUUACAGUCGCAGGAAGCACCAACAGAACAUUCUCCACGGAAAAAUGGCAGGCAGUCUACACUGUUUUGGAGGCUUUUGGGAAUGCUUCUACGUGCAUGAAUGGCAAUGCUAGUCGCUUCACCCACAUUGUUUCCUUGGACUUUGACCAGGCGGGCCUGGUGACCUCAGCCUCUAUCCAGACAAUGCUUUUGGAGAAGAUGAGAGUGACAAGAAGACCAGAUGGAGAGUCCACUUUUAAUGUUUUUUACUAUCUAAUGGCUGGAGUAGAUAGCUCUCUGAGAACUGAGCUGCACCUUAACCACUUUGCUGAAAGCAGUGCCUUUGGAAUCAUGCCACAGACUAAGGCAGAGGAUAAACAGCGGGCCUCUCAGCAGUUUUUCAAACUGCAAGCAGCCAUGAAGGUUCUGGGGAUCAGCGGUGAUGAGCAGAGGGCCCUCUGGCUCAUCCUUGGGGCCAUUUACCACCUUGGGGCUGCGGGAACCACCAAGGCUGGCAGGAAACAAUUUGCACGUCAUGAGUGGGCUCAGAAGGCAGCCUACCUGCUGGGCUGCACCCUGGAGGAGCUCUCCUCUUCCAUCUUCAAGCACCAGGCCAAGGGCACCCUGCCCAGAGCCAGCACUAUUCGCCAGGCUUCUGACGAAAAUGGCACGGCAGAUGCAGCAUUCAAAGCAACAGCAAUGGAGUGUUUAGAAGCCAUGGCAUCCGGGCUUUACUCUGAACUCUUCACUACCGUCAUUUCUCUAAUAAACCGGGCUCUGAAAUCCAGCCAGCACUCCCUGUGUUCUCUGAUCAUUGUGGACACACCAGGCUUUCAAAACCCAAGGCUGGCUAAGCGUGAAUGUGGUGCAACCUUUGAAGACCUGUGCCACAACUACACUCAAGAGCGUCUGCAGACCCUCUUCUACCAGCGUACUUUUGUUCAGGAGCUGGAGCGAUACAAAGAGGAAAACAUAGAACUUUCCUUAGACGACACAGAAACCAGCACGUCUCUGUCUGUGGCAGUGGUAGACCAAGCUUCGAGUCAAGCACUGGUACGGACAGUGCGAACAGAUGAGGCCCGGGGUCUGUUGUGGUUGAUGGAGGAGGAGGCACUGCAGCCUGGGGGUUCAGAGGAAACACUGUUGGGACGCCUGUUUAGCUACUAUGGACCUGCUGAGGGCGAGAGUAAAGGUCACACUUUCCUGUUGAAAAGUGAAAAAGAUCAUAAUUUCCUGCUGGGCCACAGCCAUGGGACAGACUGGGUGGAGUAUGAUGCACGAGGGUGGCUCAGCUAUGCCAAGCAGAAUCCCGCCUCUACCAAUGCUGCGUCCCUCCUACAGGACUCGCAGAAAAAGAUCAUCGGCUCAUUGCUCAUGAACCGCACAGGUGGAACCACAGUUUUGUCCGGGUCUGUUGCUGGCCUUGAAGGUGUUUCCCAGCUGUCUUUGCGCCGGGCUACUAGCAUGAGGAAAUCCUUCGUCACAGGAGUAGCUGCCAUCAAGAAGAAGUCUUUGUGCAUUCAGAUAAAACUUCAAGUGGAUGCGCUUCUUGACAUGUUGCGGAGGUCCAGGAUUCAGUUUGUUCACUGCAUAUUGCCCAAGGCGGAUGCCCUCAAGGCGCUGAGUGGAUCUCUGUUCAAAGGAGUGGAAUGUGAGACUCAAGGGGAGAGUGGAGAUCCUAGCUUAAUGCAGCUAGAUGUAGCCUUGCUCCGUGCUCAGAUACGUGGAUCUAAGCUGCUUGAUGCUUUAAGAAUCUACAGACAAGGUUACCCUGAUCACAUGGUGUUCUCUGAGUUCCGACGGCGCUUUGAUGUGCUGGCACCGCAUCUCACCAAGAAGCACGGAAGAAAUUAUAUAGUGAAGGACGAGAAGAGAGCUGUAGAGGAGCUUCUGGAGUCCUUGGAUUUGGAGAAGAGCAGUUACCACAUGGGUCUGAGCAGGCUGUUCUUCAGAGCUGGAACCUUGGCUAAGCUGGAGGAACAGAGGGAUGAGCAGACCAAGUGCAAUCUAACCCUCUUCCAAGCUGCCUGUAGAGGUUACCUGGCACGGCAAGCCUUCAAGAAGAGAAAGAUUCAGGAUUUAGCCAUCCGUUGUAUUCAAAAAAACAUCAAGAAGAACCGUGGAGUGAAGGACUGGCCAUGGUGGAGGCUCUUUACCACAGUGCAGCCCCUCAUUAAAGUGCAGCUCACAGAGGACCAGAUGCGGAGCAAAGAUGAGGAGAUUCAGCAGCAGAAAUUGAAGCUUGAGAGAGUGGAGAAGGAACGAAAUGAGCUGAGACUCAAUACAGAUCGAUUGGAGAGCAGGAUCGCAGACUUGUUGGCAGAGCUCGCUGAUGAGAGAAGCACAAGUGAGUCAGCAUCCCAAUUGCUGGAGGCUGAGACUUCUGAGAGACUGCGCUUGGAGAAAGAUAUGAAGGAUCUACAGGCAAAGUUUGAUGCCAUGAAGAAACAGUUAGAAUCGCAGGAGAUGGAGGUGAUGGAAGCACGACUCAUGAAAACAUCAGAGCUAAAUGGGGAGAUGGACAUUGAUGAUGAAGAUGCUGGAGGAGAGUGGCGGAUAAAAUACAAUCGAGCCGUUCGUGAAAUGGACUUUGCCAAAAAGAAACUUCAGCAGGAGUUUGAUGACAAGCUGGAGACGGAACAGCAGAGCAAAAGACAUGUAGAGAGAAAGCUGGCUGAUUUGCAGACGGAUAAUGAGGAUUUGCAGCGCUCUGUGCAGCAGCUGAAGAAAAAGUGCCAGAAACUGACUGCCGAGCUGCAGGACACCAAGCUUCAUCUGGAGGGCCUGCAAAGUCGCAACCAUGAUCUGGAGAAGAAGCAGAGGAAAUUUGACCUGGAGCAGAACCAGGCUCAGGCUGAGGUACAGAGGGAAAGGAGCCAGAGGGAGAAGCUGGCUCGAGAGAAAGACAUAAUGACUGGUGAGAUGUUUAACCUCCGCCAGCAGCUGCAGGACAAGGACACUGAAUUGUGUGGCAUGAAUGUAAAGGUGCAACAACUGGAGGCAGAGCUACAGGAUUUGUCCUCCCAAGAGUCAAAGGAUGAGGCCUCACUUGCCAAGGUCAAGAAGCAGCUUCGUGACCUCGAGGCCAAGGUGAAAGACCAGGAGGAGGAGCUGGAUGAACAGGCUGGAAACAUCCAAAUGCUGGAGCAGACUAAGCUGCGGCUUGAGAUGGAGAUGGAGAGGCAGCGGCAGACCCACUCUAAAGAGAUUGAGAGUAAAGAUGAAGACGUAGAGGAGAUCAGGAGAUCUUGCAGUAAGAAGCUGAAACAGAUGGAGGUACAGCUGGAGGAGGAGUAUGAAGACAAGCAAAAAGUGUUGCGAGAGAGACGAGAGCUGGAAUCCAAACUGCUGAAUGCUCAGGACCAGGUGAGCCAGAGGGAUGUGGAGACAGAGAAGAGGCUCAGGAAAGACCUGAAGAGAACCAAAGUCCUUCUGGCUGAUGCACAGAUUAUGCUGGACCACCUGAAGAGUAAUGCCCCCAGCAAGAGGGAGAUCACUCAGCUCAAAAAUCAACUUGAGGAGUCAGAGUUUACUUGUGCAGCAUCAGUGAAGGCUCGAAAGAGUAUGGAGCUGGAAAUAGAGGACUUGCAUAUCCAAAUGGAGGAUAUGGUCAAAGCGAAGAUGUCGUUGGAGGAGCAGCUCAGCCGUCUGCAACGAGAGAAGAAUGACCUGCAGUCACGCAUGGAGGAGGAUCAGGAGGACAUGAAUGACCUGAUGAAGAAACACAAGGCUGCCGUAGCUCAGUCUGCCAGGGACUUAAGCCAGAUCAGUGACCUGCAGGCCCAGCUGGAAGAAGCCACAAAGGAGAAGCAGGAGAUCCAGGAAAAGCUCCAUUCGCUACAGAACCAGUUAGAGUUCCAAGAACAAUCCAUGGUGGAGAAGUCACUUGUGAGCCGCCAGGAGGCUAAAAUCCGUGAGAUAGAGACCAAACUGGAAUAUGAGAAAACGCAGGUUAAGCGGUUGGAGAGUCUGGUGGGUCGUCUGAAGGAGAAUCUUGAAAAGUUGACGGAGGAGAGAAAUCAGCACAUCACUGCAGAAAACAGGGAGAAAGACCAGAAUAAACGCACGCAGAGGCAGCUAAGGGACAUGAAAGAAGAAAUGGCAGAGCUGUCCAAGAAGGAGGCUGAGGCAAGCCGCAAGAAACAUGAGCUGGAAAUGGACAUCGAGAGCUUAGAGGCAGCAAAUCAGAGCUUACAAGUGGACCUUAAGUUAGCCUUCAAGAGGAUAGGGGAUCUGCAGGCUGCCAUUGAGGAUGAGAUGGAGAGUGAUGACAACGACGACCUAAUUAACAGUUUGCAAGACAUGGUGACAAAAUAUCAGAAAAGAAAGAACAAAACUGGAGAGGAGAUGGACACAGAUUCAGAAGUGGAGGACCGUGUGGACGGAGUCAAGUCUUGGCUCUCCAAGAACAAAGGCUCCUCCAAGACCAUGUCACAAGAGGGAAGUCUGAAGAGCACCAGCCCUCCUGUACACCGGAGAGAUGCGAGUCUGCUCAGAUCAGAUGAAGAGGAUGAGGUGGACAGAGAUGGGGGGCAGGCGCCGAGGCAGAUCAACUGCGAGGGCUCGCUGGCAGAGAGCUCGUCAUAAUCCACAGCCUGUCAACCUUGGUUUUUCAGUGACACCAAUCGCACAACAGGGACACAGUUCUUUUCUGCUAACUUUAUUACUCUUUCCCAGCCAACAAGAACAGAAAUGAGGCACACAAAGAAUGCUUUUUGUUGAGUAGGUUAGCUUGGGCAUUUCAUUAUCCUCAUUGUGGCACACCUAAUAACAUCAUAAAAUUAUUUUGCUUAAAUUAUGCUUCUUUUAAGUAUUAUUUGAAAGAAUAUUAAAAUGAAGGACUAUCAGAAGAACCUUUGUGCUGCUGCUUUAUUUAUAAGAGCUGCUUUUCAGGCAUAUUUAAGCACCCCUCUGCACUUUUCUGACUUUACAGAUAGCUCUGCCAAGAGGAUUUAGAUAAGCCUGCUUUGGUUUUGGACUUCUUCAAGAAGGUCUGACCAACUAUUAAGAUUAUUCUUAUCUUUUCCAUUAAUGUAGACUACUGCAGUGGGAGGAAUUAACCUCUUUUUAAUUAAUUAUCUCACUGCCCGUUUACAUAUGGCUCUUGUUGCAACUUGAGAUAUUCAUAAUUUUAAGAAUGUGAGGUUAGCUAAUUAUUGCUGACAGGAAAAAAAAAACAGACAAAACUAAAACCAAGCUGUUAGGGUUUUAAAGAUGACCUAUGUUGGAAAUUCUGAGAAAUGGAGUUAAGUUAAGAUUUCAAUGUGCAUUGAUAGUUUAAAUGGAUAUAUACUAUGUUGAAUCAAAUGCUUUAGAUGCAACUUAGAUAAAAUUGAAUAAAGCUACAAGUAUUUUAUUGAGAUGAAGUUUGCUGUAUUUUUGUGCUACUUGAAGUUCAAAGGGAAUGCAUUUUUUUGUUGCUAAUAUAGCUUCUUUAAAUAAUAUCCCACAGGAGAUUAUUCCAGUUUUUGGAUAUAUAAUAAAAUGAAGUCUGUUCUGAUCUCUCCGUUGCUGAUUUUACUACUUUAAAAGUGUACGAUGAAGAUGAUCUUUAGAGCAUUUUGGGCAAAUUGGCUUAAGCAAAUAAUUCCAUACCUUUUUGCUAUUUCAGGGUGCCAAAUAUGACAUGGAUUAUAUUCUUAUAAAUAGUUAAUGUUUGCAUAUGAGAAAAGUUUGGGUUGGGAAUGUAAAAGCAGCCCUUAAAAUCAUAUUCCUUUCUUUUAUAUUGAGGCUCUUUCUCAAAGCUGUCAUUUUGAAUGUAAUUUAAAGGAUCAUUAGAGCCAUAUGUUAAAAUAUCAGCAGCAGGAUUUGAAAGAUUCUUCCUUGUGUUGGGCUUUUUUCAUUCAAAGUACUGCCAAAAUACCUUUAAUUAAAACCACUCUGCUCAUAAAAUGUAAUACUUGUAUGUAAUUUCAGAUGCACAGAGGUAUGAAUUGAUUUCUUAUUGGCAUUUUUUUUCUUUUCAGGCACAUAUGAAAAUAACUGAAUACUUCUUUAUUUAACCUUGGUAAUGAUAUCCUUAGUGUGAUGUAAUGGAUUUUAAUGUAUGGGCUUUCUGCUCAUGCGAAGAAAAGCUUGAAGUGUCUGUCUUACUAUUAGCAUAUUAUUUUCUCAGUUUUCUUUUCUAUGCUUCAGACAUGAAUAUUAAUGUGGAACACAGGAAACUUUGAUGUCAGUUUUUCAGAAUAGACUUGUUAAAUGAAGAAGAAGAAGAAAAAAACCUCCAAGUUGGAGUAACCGACUUUACCAGAUAAUACUUCAAAACUUUGCACUUCAUCGUAUCUUUUUAAAAGGCUUGUCUAUUUUCAUUAUUGAACAGAUUGCCACAUGUUAUAUGCGUGAUCUCAGAGGGAUUUUUUUUUUUUUGGCAAAUAAAUUCUGCUGUUUACAAAAA